UCUUAAAACCCUUACUAACAUCAACUCGAUCCUAAUAUUCCAAUUCCAACAAAUGAGCAAAUCUAAUAAGCAAAUUCUCAAUAAUAAUAUCAUUAACAUCUCUAAGGCAAUUCUAAUAUGGUCAAUAGUAAUCUCUAAUAGCCUACUCCAAGUAAGAUUAAUGAAUACAAACUAUAUAAAGAGAAGAAUAAAUAAGAUGUAAUUUUGUAGGUAAUAAUUAAAUAGUUGUCCACGAGUGUUUUAAGCUUGAAUGGAUUUUAUAAAGAGUAAAUGGAAGGAUAUAAUUUUGAUUAUACAAAAUCGGAUCAUCCAACUAUAGCCUUAUUUCAUUUUGCUAUAAGAGGAUUCGCUUUAGCAGUUUAUUUAUUUGGAGGUCUAUUCAUUAGAGAAGCGUAACAAUAUAGAAACUAUAAUAGUUGGACUCUUCCUGAAAUUAUUAUUGUUAUUGGAGCUGUAGAUUUUUGGGUAACUAAAAAUAUCACUGGCAGAUUAUUAGUAGGAUUAAGAUGGUGGGAAGAGAUUGAUGAAGCUUCAGGAGAAUAAAUUUGGGUUUUUGAAACUAGAGUAAAUGAGAAUUAAGUAAGUUAAGUUAAUUCCUUUAUUUUCUGGGCUACAUUAAUACUUGCUAUAUUAGUUUGGGGAUUUUUGGGUGUAGUCAAUGUAAUUGGUCUUCAUAUUCUAAAUGUAAUUAAUAUUGCUAUUCUAAAUUUAGUUAACUGGCAUUUCAUUCUAAUUGACUAUUCAAUUAAUCAAUUUUUAUUUCUAUUUUUAAUGUUCAAGAGGUAUAUUAUUAUUAUUUAAUAAUAUAUUUUAGUUGCUAAAUCAAGAGCAAAAUAAUUAGCAAAAGUAUUAGGAGCUGAAAUUUUAAAUAAAAUGAUGAAUCAAUCAGUAAUUUGGCCGAUGAGAGUACCUAAAUAAAAAGGGAUGUGA
Molecule: messenger RNA, 930 nt
Organism: Paramecium sonneborni
Lineage: Eukaryota; Ciliophora; Oligohymenophorea; Peniculida; Parameciidae
Source: the annotation of a GenBank genome assembly